CCAAAAUCAAAAACACUUCCAAUUUUUUUUUCUUCAUCCAUCUAUUAUUAUUAUUAUUAUUAUCAAUAUGGCUACAAUUGAUAACAACCCCCUCACAAUUACUGAAAAAGUUUAUGUUAGAGUUAGACUUGCAAAUGAAAAUGAUAUACAUCAUAUAUACAAACUUUUUUACCAAAUUCAUGAAUAUCAUAACUACACUCAUCUAUACAAAGCUACUGAAUCUUCCCUUUGUGACCUUUUAUUCAAUAAAACAAACCCUAGUCCUUUAUUUUAUGGUCCUUCAAUACUUCUACUUGAAGUAUCGCCAACGCCUUUUUUAGAUAUUGAUAGUAAAAACGAAAAAUUUAAGCCCGUCCUUAAAGAAUUUGACCUAAGGUCAAAUGUCGUAGACAAAGAAGCCGAUGAAUUCAAGUCCAAUUCGAUCAAUGAUAAUGAUAAAAACGACGUAUAUAUUGCUGGAUAUUCAUUUUUUUACGCGAAUUAUUCGUGUUUUUAUGAUAAGGCUGGAAUUUAUUUUGAAAGUCUUUAUUUUAGGGAAAGUUAUAGGAAAUUGGGCAUGGGAAGAUUGUUGUUUGGGACAGUUGCAUCAAUUGCUGCAAAUAAUGGAUUUUCAUCAGUUGAGGGAAUUGUGGCUGUUUGGAAUAAAAAAUCAUAUGAUUUUUAUGUUGAUAUGGGGGUUGAAAUAUUUGAAGAAUUUAGGUAUGGGAAAAUGGUUGGUGAUGCUUUACAAAAAUAUGCUAACCCUAAGGACAUUUGAUCAUGAAAAUAUUGUUUUAAAGUUAUUUUGUACUUUUUUAUUUUUCCAUUUUGUAAAAGCAAUAUUUAUUACUACUAUGUAUUGAUUUGUGUUUGGAAAUGUUGGAUGAAUAAACAUGUUUUUUUUUUUA
Solanum pennellii is the source of this 887-nucleotide messenger RNA. RefSeq names its product tyramine N-feruloyltransferase 4/11-like. The transcript has a single exon. Gene Ontology annotation, molecular function: N-acetyltransferase activity. NCBI's taxonomy places the organism in Eukaryota, Viridiplantae, Streptophyta, Magnoliopsida, Solanales, Solanaceae. The coding region runs from base 68 to 757 and encodes 229 amino acids. The record is from RefSeq and is a predicted model, not a curated record.